Onthophagus taurus is the source of this 2536-nucleotide messenger RNA. RefSeq names its product arrestin domain-containing protein 3. Gene Ontology annotation, cellular component: cytoplasm. Lineage: Eukaryota; Metazoa; Arthropoda; Insecta; Coleoptera; Scarabaeidae. The record is from RefSeq and is a predicted model, not a curated record. Gene Ontology annotation, biological process: protein transport.
UUCGCAAUAAGAGCUUGUAAUCAUUAAUGAAUCCCUAAAGGAAAAUAGAAUAUAAUCGUUGUGGGGCGUAGCCGCUGGAUAUCCUCCAAUCGGUGCUUAUUCGGACUUCGAUCCACAAAUGGAGCAUGCCUCCAACUAUUGAUCUCGCGCCCUUCUCGAUAUUUCUCUAUUCGAGAGGGAAUCAGCUGACUGAUAUAUCUCUCAGUGUUUAACGAGAAACGCAAAAAGAUCUAGUUUCAUUCAAAAACUACUUUUGAAACUUACACAACCUUAAAUUUACCCAAAACAAAGUGCUAAUGCUUAAAAAAAAUUCAACAGAAGUUGUGUUUAAAUAAAAAAAGGUGGAAAAAUAAUAAAUUAAAUUGAAAAUGUGAAUAAAGUGAGUUUUUUUUUUGAUUGGGAAAAGAUAAAACCAAUUUUCUCUUUAAUUGUACCCAUAACAAAGAGAUUUUUUUUUCGAUUUAAAAAAAAUGAUUUGAAUUGAUUGUGCGUUCAGAGAACAGUUGGAUGAUCAACAACAAUAACAAGCCGAUAAAAUGGACUAUAUAAGGGAAUUUGAUAUCCGCUUGGAUAAAGAGUAUUAUUACGCGGGGGAACAAGUAAGCGGAGCCGUUAUUUUGGACACGAUUGAAAAUUUCAAAUUAAAAACAAUUAGAGUAAUUUUAAGAGGAAAAGUUCACGUCGAAUGGAGAAUUUUACUAUCUGGCGAUCGAAGAACGGUGAAGGAAGAUCAAUAUUUCGUGGAUGAGCGCCAGGUAAUUUGGGGCGAGCAAAAUUCGGAAAAUACAAUCCCCAUACUUCCACGAGGAUAUCACAGAUUUAAUUUCCAGUUUAAACUUCCCGAAUCGAAUUUGCCGUGCUCAUUCGAGAGCAAACCAUGUUGUAUUCGUUAUUACAUAAAAGUAACUGUCGAUAUUCCUUAUGCGAGUCCCCCGCAAGGAAUGAAGUACUUCACGAUAAUUGGCCCCCACAUCGAUUGCAUGGACGAGCAAUAUUUGAAACCCGUGGUUUUUGAGGAUGAUAAAAGCACGUGUUGUUGGUGUUGCAAAAAGAGCACGGUGAGUUUACGAUGCGUCCUCGAACGCUCAGCUUACGUUUGCAAGGAAAGUUUAAAAUUAAAGGCGACAAUAGAUAACCGAAGCGACGAAGAGGUGGCUCUACGAGUACGAUUAGAACAAUGUUGCGAAUUCUUUAUUGAUAGAGGAGUUUUGGGAGUUAGUAAAGAUAUCAAACAUCUCGUUUUCGAAUACAGGGGGAGCCAAGUGAAACCUAACUCCCGCACGAAAUGGGAUAGCUCAAAUAGUCUCGUAAUUCCCCCAAUGCCGACCACUUUAGUGGGAAUUUGCCGCCUAGCCCAAAUCUACUACGUGUUAACCGUCAGUUUAGACACUCAAAAAGACGCGGACAUUGUUCAAUUAAGUUUUCCGAUUACGAUAGCGACUGUGCCUUUCCGAAUACCAAACUCAACAACACCACCAAUUAUUAAAUACGAACAUGCAGCCUCGCAUGUCGAAGGGGGCCAAUACAUAGGCCCCGAAUUCCUUUUGGGCCAAGUCUACGACGGAAAUGAUCAUAACUUACGGGAAUCGGUCGUUUUAUAUCGCCCAGUUUACGUCACGGUCGACACCCGAUCAGAAGAAGGACCUAAAAAGUAAAAAGAAACACAAUUUACGUAAAUUCUUUGAUUAUACAAAGAAGAAGACAAUAUUUUUUUAGUUUAAAACUUCGAUUUCAAUUUAAACGUCAUUUUUACGUUUGACAUUUAAACGUCAAAAAAACUUUGAGGUUAAAACGUCAAAUUUGACAAUUAAAAAAAUUUUGAGGUUAAAACGUUAAUUUUGGGGUUUAAAUUGAUUGGGAAUGUAAAACAAGGUCGAUUUAAAUAAAACGCAAUUAUCUAAAAAGAAAUACAGGGUGAAACAUAUUUAAAAAAACGAUUUGAAAAGAAAAAAACUUUCUACGCUAUUAUACACACAAAAACCCUUCUAAUUAGUAAUUUUUUAAAAAGAAAUGAAAAAUAAUGAAUACAUUAACAAGACUGAUUUGAGUGAAUUGACUUUUUACACAUUUUCGCCUACUUAUCAUUGAAUUAAUUAAAUUAAAUGUUAAAAACGAUUCGUUAAAGAAAAAAGGUCGAAAUAAGAAGCAAUAAAUAAAAAAAAUCUUAACAAAAAAAUAAAUAAAUGUUUUUAACUCUUAAAAAUUGAAAUAAAUGUUUUAAAACUUAAAUCCCCCUCUGUAAAAUUCUUAAAAUAAACAAAAAACUACUUAAAAAUCCACUUUUAGAUGUUGUCUGUUGAUGUUUCAAUUUUAAUCUGAAACAAAAAUUAAUUUUAAUUAAAUCCGACAAUCCACGUUGCAUACACCAACAAAAAAAAAUAAAUUCACCAACAACACUCACAACACACGAAAAAACGUGAUUAGCUCAAUGAAACAAAAAUUAAUGAAGUAAUGAAGAAUUAAAGAGAGGAAAUAAAUAAAUAGUUGCAAACAAUUUUAUGUGUAAUUUAAAUAAAGAGAAAUAAUGUUAAGUGAG